Oncorhynchus nerka (sockeye salmon) is the source of this 1972-nucleotide messenger RNA. RefSeq names its product troponin I4b, tandem duplicate 1 (gene tnni4b.1). The transcript is spliced from 6 exons. NCBI's taxonomy places the organism in Eukaryota, Metazoa, Chordata, Actinopteri, Salmoniformes, Salmonidae. The record is from RefSeq and is a predicted model, not a curated record. Gene Ontology annotation, biological process: cardiac muscle contraction; skeletal muscle contraction. Bases 35 to 574 code for a protein of 179 amino acids. Gene Ontology annotation, cellular component: troponin complex.
CAGAGGUCACUGGUGUAUAUUGUCUAUAGUGAAAAUGUUUUGUCUCUUUCAGAAAAAGACAAAGUAUUCGGCAACACGCCGGCUGCUCCUAAAGACCAAACUGCUGAAAAAGGCAGGGAUAAUGCUGGUGGCUGAGUUUGCGGACAAGAAACGUGAAAGAGAGAGUGCUCUGAAUGAGAGAGCCCCACCCCUCAAACUGUCUGGCCUGUCUGUGCAGGAGCUACAGGACCUUUGUAAAGACCUACACAAAAAGAUUGAUAUCGUAGAUGAGGCACGAUAUGACAUGGAAAUCAAAGUGGGGAAAAAUGAUUUAGAGAUUAAGUCGCUGACCCAGAAGGUCGAUGAGAUUAAGGGGUCGAAGAAGCCUACUCUGAAGAGGGUGAAAAAGUCUGCCGCCGACGCCUUGUCGGGAGCCGUGGCCGACACUGGCAAAAUGAAGGCUGACUUCACAUCCGGCCUCAAGAAAGUCAAGAAGGAAGAGGAGAAGAAAGAAGAGGUGACUGACUGGCGUAAGAAUGUGGAUGCCAUGUCUGGCAUGGAGGGCAGAAAGAAGCUGUUUGAUGCUGGAAAAUAAGCAGGGUCAUGUUGUACCACCAUUAAGAGAGAAGUAUGCCAAGACUGUAAGAACCCACAAAGAAGAGAGAGAGGAGGUCAGUUCUAGAUGAGAUGUGAAUUUCAUGUUGUGAUAUGAAAUGAAUUUUAUAAAGAAUCAUGUCAACCAUGUCAAUUUUACGUGUGUGUCCCCUGUUUAAUGUGAUAUGAGAGUUUGCUAGUUCACAGGGAAUAUUGUUGAUAUUAUAUAUUGUAGAUAUGUUAUAGAUAGUUGUGUUAUAAAUUAUGUGUUGAUAGAAUCAGUUAUUUAUGAUGUAUUGGUAGUAUCCCUUAUGUAAAAACCACAUGAUUUCAAGUGGAAAAUCACAUUGUGGUUUUCGAACACUUCACAUAUGAGGAUAUUUCACAUUAAAUUUCACAUGGAUUUUCACGUGAUCACAUUAUCUUUCACAUGUGAACCAAUGUGGUUUUGGAACACUUCACGUGUGAUUAUAUUUCACAUGAAGUUUCACAUGUGGAUUCAAAUGUUGACUUGUGUAUAUUUUUCACGUGAUAUUUCACAGGUGAUGAUGCCCUGCAUACAAUAAUUUGUCACAAAAUAGUUGCAGUGUUUUCAACUUACAUAUUUGACACACAUGAUUAUAUUGUGCAUGUUUAUUUCAGUGGAGGGGAGGACGGCUCAUAAUAACAGCUAGAACCAUGGAAACCAUGUGUUUGAUGUUGUUAAUACCUUUCCACCUAUUCUGCUCCAGCCAUUAACACGUGCCCAUCCUCCCCAAGUAUGGUGCCACCCAACCUCCUGUAUGUUUAUUUAUACAGUAAUUAUUAUUCAACAUGUCCUCACCUUCCUGCCACCACCAUGUCUGUGUCAAUGACUGAUUUCACCUGUAUUCCUACACGUUGGACUUUAAGUUCAUCUUAGCUUUGUAUAAUACAUUCAAGAAAAUCUAUUAUAUUUAUCAUAGUGAUUCACCAACAUCAGACAACUAUACAGAAAACCCUCAAGUUGCUGAAAUAAGUCAACUAAAUCAAUGAGAGAAUAAUCAGAUUAAAUGAUAACUAAAAUCUUAGUUAUGCAGAGAUGUAUUACAGGUAAUGAAUGUGUAGGGGACUUCUACACAUGGUACAAACUUUGUGGUGCAGCAGAAAGAUCAGCGUAGCCCAAUUCCCAGUUGGGGUCAUAUUGAAAAGUCUACUAAGUGAUCAUGUAAAAUGUAAUCAUUUUUCUAUUGAUGAAAGAUUUUUGCACUAUUUCAGCUGAGCAGCGUACCAUUUACCUUAACCCCCCCUACCAUUUCAUUACUUCCCUAACAAACAAAAAUAUGAAAGGUGCAGUUUCACAUGUGAAACCAUGUAUAUUACAUAUAGAGUUCAUAAUUUAACACCAACUUUGUGAGGAGAAUAACAUUUUGUGAAAUUU